GACAGUUUAAUAUCAUAAAAUGAUAGGGAAUUUCAUCCCCGCGCUAUGCGAAUAACAGAGAACAUAUUUUAUAAAAUUAUAAAGCGUUAAAAUAUUAAGCAGGUACACAGGAACGUCUUCAUCAUUAUUUUUAAGUUGUAGUAAAUGUGAGGUAUUUUAUGCUCACUAGGUAUUUUUUUAAGGACUUAGAUUUUUUUUCGAAGGGUUGUUUUUGUAAUUAAACAUGGAAGACGAAAAUGAUGUCCAGGCUGUUGGUAUUAGUAAUAAAAUGCAGCUAGAAACAGAAUUGACUAGCAAGUUCUUAAGUGGGCAAAUGUCAUUUGCUGAGUAUUCAAGUGAAUGGUAUAGUGGUGAAGAUGAAGAUGAACAUGAAAAUGAGGUAAUCGUGACUAAGAAUGAAGAGCCUCUACAAUCUGUACCUACUGAGAAAAGACGUCGUAGGCUGACCCGUUUGACACCAGCCUUAGUUGGUCUAAUGGGUGAAGCUAAUUUACGGUUUGUUAGGGGUGAUGUUGAGAUGGCAGAAAAGAUGUGUCAUGAAAUAAUUAAGCAAUUACCUACUGCAUCUGAACCUUAUCAAACUCUUGCCCAAAUUUAUGAACAUGAUGUUGAGAAGUCUUUGCAAUUUUCACUAUUAGCAGCACAUUUAUCACCAACUGACUCCAAUGAAUGGUUAAGAUUAGCUGCUAUAUCUAACCAAAAGAAUGAUUUAAAACAAGAAAUGAUAUGCUAUACACAAGCUAUUAAAGCUGAUCCACAUAAUUUUGACAUCCAUAUGAAAAGACUAGACUUGUUAAGUAAGUUAGAAGAAAUGAAGUAUCCUCUAAAUACGUGGAUAAUUGCACGAGUUAAGUGCUAUCAUAAAAUAGUUACAUGUCUUCCACCAACUCAAGGUAAAAUUAUAUUAAAAUAUGCUAGAUUAGCUACUACACUUUAUCAUAAUGGAAAUGAAAAAGAAAAGGCCUAUGCUGUUAUGUUAGCUGCUUAUAAUAAAUGUCCUACAUUAUUUACACUUGAGGAUCUUAAUAUUUUUCUUGAACUUUUAAUUUCUCAGAAAGAGUUUAAAAAAUGCUUGGAAGUAUUUGUAGCAAGUGUUGGAGUAGAUAUAGAAGCUGAAAUACAGACAAUUAGGAAAUCUUCUAAUGAAAUUGAAGAGCAAACUAACUACAUAAAAUGUGCCAUUCCCAAUGAUUUAGCUAUUGACCUUAAAUGUAAGUUAUUAGUGUCAUUUAUUCAUUUAGAUGCUAUAGAUCUUGUACAGACAUUACUUAAUGAUUUUUUAACAAAUGAUGUUGAAAAAGCUGGUGAUUUGUAUAUGGAUAUUGAAGAAGCAUUUUCUGCAGUAGGAUAUCAUGAAAUGGCAAUGAAAGUAUUGGAACCAUUAGUUAAAACACCACACUUUGAUCUUGGUGCAGUUUGGUUAAAAUAUGCUGAUUGCCUUUUAAAUUUAGGCAGACAAGAGGAGGCAGUCAGUGCUUUUUACAAGGUGUUAAAACAUGCACCUCAGCAUCCAGAAGCAAGAAGGAAGUUAUUCCAUAUCUUAGAGAAAAAGGAACAAAUUGAAGAUGCCAUUAAUGUCCUUCAACAAGAUUAUAAAUAUGUUGUAAGUCCCACCCUUUUAUAUGAACAGUGUAAAGUGUUAAAGAAGUAUAAUAUGACAGCAAAAUACUUGGAAAAUGCAACAUUCUUUCCCAUAUUAAGAUUGUUGUUGCCGGAUAAAGAUCGUGAGAGAAAUCCGUACAAUUUAAAGGAAACAAAGCUCGGUGCUCUUUUAGUAAAAGUUUUAUCACUCAAUAAACGGUCACAUGAUGCUCAAGAACUGCUUAAUUUCCGCUCAGUCCAAAACAAUUUCCAUGAUAGUGAUUUUGCUGGAAUUGCCUUUUUAGUCUUAAAGAACAGAAUACCUCAAAAAAUAGGACAUCUCACAAUAGGUGACGUUAACGCACUACUUGAUAAAAUAGCAUCAAUUGUUGAAAAUAAGGCACAUAUUUUAGACGAGGCUUUCAGCUAUGCAAUAAAAAAAUUAACAGCAGAACAACUGAAAUGGUUCCUAAGGAUAAUACUGAAGGACUUAAAACUAGGUAUGAGUGGACACCGAAUCUUGGCAGCAUUUCAUCCGGACGCACCGGAAUUGUAUGAAAGCUGCAGUAAUUUGAACAAAGUAUGUGAAGAUCUUGGAGAUGGUGACACUCGGCCGAUAGAGCUAGGCGUGCAAGUUUUUUUCGCAGUUAGCCCCAUGCUCUCCGAGAGGUUGGAUGUCACUCGCAUUGCGCAAUUAUUGGCUUCAGACAAGUUAUAUCAAGUUGAGGAUAAGUUUGAUGGCGAACGGUUUCAGAUGCAUAUGGAAAAUGGAAUAUUUGAGUAUUUUUCUAGAAAAGGGUUCAAGUAUUCUAAUAACUACGGUAAAACAUAUGAUUCAAACGGAUUAUUGACUCCCCUUUUAAAAGAAUGCUUCAUACCAAGUGCUUCAAGUUUCAUAAUUGAUGGAGAAAUGAUGGGUUGGCAUAAAGAGUAUCAAUGUUUUGGUUCCAAAGGAAUGGCGUUUGAUGUAAAGAAAAUAACUGAGAACGCGAGAUUCCGACCAUGCUUCUGCGUGUUUGACAUUCUUUAUUACAAUGGCAUGACAUUGAUUGGUCCGGCUGACAAGGGCGGUAAAACUUUGAAAGAAAGACUAGAGAUUCUUGAUUCUCUGUUUAUGGAUAUACCGGGUGUUAUAAUGCAUAGUAAAAGACAGAUUGUCAAAGAUAGCGUUGAUGUGCUUAAUGCUUUGAACAAAGCGAUAGAAAACCAAGACGAAGGUAUCGUUGUAAAGGACUUCAAUUCAUAUUAUAUAGCCAAUCGUAGGAAUGUAGGCUGGUAUAAAGUUAAACCCGAGUACACGGAAGGAACAAUGACAGAUUUAGACCUAGUUGUUAUUGGAGCGGAUGAAGCAGAGAACAAGAGGCAAGGUCGCGCCAAGAGCUUUCACGUCGCUUGUUUAGAUCGCUCCGGAGAGGAGCAGCGGUGGGUAUCAGUGGGCCUUGUAGCCUCGGGAUUGACGUUUGAAGAGCGAGAGCAACUCUGUGUGCUUUUAGAACAACAUUGGAAACCCGCCAAAAAAGUACCUCCACCUUCCUCGUUGUACUUUAAUAAACUUAAACCGGAUUUCUGGAUCAUGCCCGAAGUUUCCAUUGUAUUAGAGGUAAGAGCGACGGAACUAGUUCGCAGCAGUAGUUCAGGCACAGAUUAUACAUUGCGUUUCCCUCGGGUCAUGAAAAUCCGCAGGGACAAACCCGUGAAGGACGUUCUUACUUUAGAGGAGUUCCAGAAACUUGUAGCGGAGAGAAAUGCAGUUGUAAAAUUAAGUACGAAGAGAAUAAGUGAAAAUCAGAUUGACGAAGUCGUAAUUAAAGCACGUAAAACGCGAACACAAAAAAUUAUACAAGUUGCUGAAAAGUUUCGCACUAAACCAAUUGAUGGCGUUAAUGUCGUUUCAAAAGCGUUAGAUGGCAGGGAAAUAUGCAUUCUCUCUGAUGACGAGGAUUUUAAGAAGAUCGAUCUGAUUAAAAUUGUGGAGUCGCACGGUGGAAAGCAUGUUGAAAAUCCGGGUCCAAAAACUUGGUGUUGUGUUGUAGGAACAUUAACAUUUCGGGUUCGGAAAUUAAUAGAAACUGAAAAAUUCGAUAUAAUUAGUACAUCGUGGUUGCGAUCUCUUCCUGAAUCCGAAGAACCAUGUUCCCUCUCACCAUUAGACAUGUUGUCAAUCAAACAUUUAACUAGAAUAAAGCUUAGUCUUGAUUAUGAUGAAUUUGGAGACAACUAUAGAGACCAAAUAAAUGAAGAAACGUUGAAGAAAUGUUUGAAGAAAAUGGACAAUUCGGAUCCAAUAUAUCUUACAGCGUCUGAAAUGUUAUACAUUGACGAACAGUUAUUUGGCGAACAUAACCCGUUCUCGUUCUUACGGAAAUGUACAUUACAUUUUGUCGAAUAUUCAAUACAUUCUACAUUAGCAAAAAUGUAUGGCGCAACAAUUUGUGUUAUUAACGAGAAUCCUACUCAUAUCGUAAUCCGUAGAGGAAAAAGAUAUGAAUUGGGUCACCUUUCUUCAAAAAUUGUUUAUGAGGACUGGCUGGAUAAUUGCUUUAAAGAAAAGAAAUUUAUUACUGAAAGCGAAUUCAUAUUCAAGUAGAGAGACAUUUAUUAUCUGUAGUCAAUAUUAUUGCUUAAAGCAAAGAGACUUUUAGGAUCAAACACUCUGGAUUUCUACACUUGCUGCACGUAGAGUUUAAAAAAAUGUAACUAAAUAAAAUAUUUGUAAUAAGUUUGACAUUUAUAUAUUGACAUAUAAAUUAAUUAUUGCUUUUACGUAUCAGGAUUUAUUAAAUUUCUACAGUAUAAACUUAAUCAAUAUCAAGCUACUAAAGUUUUGGUGAUAUAAAUAAAGUAUGUUCAUAUUUGUAUUAUAUGACAUUAUAAAAGUACUUAAUAUAACA
Pieris rapae (cabbage white) is the source of this 4472-nucleotide messenger RNA. Its product is annotated as DNA ligase 4. The record is from RefSeq and is a predicted model, not a curated record. Lineage: Eukaryota; Metazoa; Arthropoda; Insecta; Lepidoptera; Pieridae. The transcript has 13 exons. Bases 224 to 4168 code for a protein of 1314 amino acids. Gene Ontology annotation, biological process: DNA biosynthetic process; nucleotide-excision repair, DNA gap filling; double-strand break repair via nonhomologous end joining. Gene Ontology annotation, molecular function: protein binding; DNA ligase (ATP) activity; ATP binding. Gene Ontology annotation, cellular component: DNA-dependent protein kinase-DNA ligase 4 complex; DNA ligase IV complex.